AUGGCCGUGGAUGGGGGAGGUCUUCAUUUCCGCGGAGGAUCGAGCGUGGCUGACGACAACGACGACGACGAUGUGGAGAUCAGCAGGCAGGGGUAUCGCCGGCCAUUCGAUCAGCAGCGCAGAGAGACGCAACGAGACGAAGGGAAAACGACCGAAUUCAAGCGCGAAUUCGUCAAGCAAGAAAUGGACGAUAAUGCAGCACUUGGGAAGCGGCCAGACUCUACGGAGAGCCUGCAAGACAUCGAUGCUGCAGACAAGAAGACUGCAAGCGCUGCCGGUGACAAGCGGCACGCGUGCGGGCAGUGCGGCUUUCCCCACUUCGAGACGCACACGGGCGAGAAGCAGUACGUGUACGCCGUGUGCGGCAAGGGCUUCGCGCACGACUUCAACUUGAACCUGCGAGUGAGGUCGCAUACGGACGAGGUCGUACGUUUGCGAGGAGUCGGAAGGGUUGCCGCAGGCCUGCAACUUGAACCUGCGAGUGAGGUCGCAUACGGACGAGAGGUCGUACGUUUGCGAGGAGUACGGGAAGGGUCCGCGCAGGCCUGCAACUUGAACCUGCGAGUGAGGUCGCACACGGACGAGAGGUCGUACGUUUGCGAGAGCCUGCAACUUGAACCUGCGAGUGAGGUCGCACAUGGACGAGAGGUCGUACGUUUGCGAGAGUACGGGAAGGGUUCCGCGCAGGCCUGCAACUUGAACCUGCGAGUGAGGUCGCACACGGACGAGAGGCCGUACGUUUGCGAGGAGUACGGGAAGGGCUCCGUGCAGGCCUGCAACUUGAACCUGCGAGUGAGGUCGCACAUGGACGAGAGGCCGUACGUUUGUGAGGAUUGCGGGAAGAGUUUUCCCGGCUGCUCCGACAUGAAGAGGCACGCCAGGACGCACGCGGGCGAGAGAACGUACGUGUGCGACGAGUGCGGGCAGGGGUUCACGCAGGUGGACAGCUUGCACGUGCACGCAAGGAAGCACACGGGGGAGAGGCCGUACGUGUGCGCAGUGUGCGGCAAGGGGUUUGCUUUGCGUCGCCACCUUCAGCGGCACUCGGUGACUCACGGGGAGUGA
Molecule: messenger RNA, 1065 nt
Organism: Callorhinchus milii (elephant shark)
Lineage: Eukaryota; Metazoa; Chordata; Chondrichthyes; Chimaeriformes; Callorhinchidae
Product: zinc finger protein 615-like
Exons: 4
Coding region: 1-1065 (354 amino acids)
Biological process (GO): regulation of transcription by RNA polymerase II
Molecular function (GO): RNA polymerase II cis-regulatory region sequence-specific DNA binding; DNA-binding transcription factor activity
Source: RefSeq, a predicted model, not a curated record